Molecule: messenger RNA, 1185 nt
Organism: Penicillium verhagenii
Lineage: Eukaryota; Fungi; Ascomycota; Eurotiomycetes; Eurotiales; Aspergillaceae
Gene: ppm1
Product: protein C-terminal leucine carboxyl O-methyltransferase ppm1
Exons: 1
Coding region: 1-1185 (394 amino acids)
Biological process (GO): C-terminal protein methylation
Molecular function (GO): protein C-terminal leucine carboxyl O-methyltransferase activity
Source: RefSeq, a predicted model, not a curated record
AUGGCCGCACCGCGAAUCCCCAAUCUAAACUCUCUCCGACGAGGCCAGGGUAGAGGCCGUGGAGGCCUUCGUGGACUCGGCGAUAACGACACGCGCCCAACUGGCAAGGAUCGCGUCGUGCAGGGUACCGACAAUGACGCCAGUGUCUCCCGCCUCAGCGCCGUUGAGCUGGGAUAUCUCAAUGACCCAUACGUCACAGCCUUGACGGCCCCUGGAAAUGCAACGAGGAGGUUUCCGAUCAUCAAUCGAGGUGAGUGGCGGGUUUCCCCUAAAACAAAACCAGCACCCUCGGGGACUAACAUGAGCUCCCCAAUAGGAACCUACGUUCGCACCACUGCCAUCGAUCAACUCGUCACACAAUUCCUCGGCCCAUAUUCACCCGAUGCGCCACAAAAUAAGAAACAGAUAAUCUCCCUUGGUGCUGGGUCGGAUACGCGAGUCUUUCGUCUCCUUGCCUCGCGACAGCCCUCCGAUCUCAUCUAUCACGAACUCGAUUUCGCUGUUAACACCACUACAAAAAUUCAUGCGAUCCGAUCUACACCAUCAUUACAGAAAGCGUUGGGGAUUGACUCGUCCAGUCAGGAUGUGACUGUAUCAGAGGCUGGUGAUGCGCUCCAUUCUCCAUUCUAUCAUAUCCACCCUCUUGACCUACGCGCCCUAUCCUCCAGCAGCUCUCCGACAGAGAUGAUUCCGGGCGUAGACACAAGUCUUCCAACACUAUUGAUCUCGGAGUGCUGUCUGAUAUACCUUUCACCAACGGAAGCGGAGUCAGUAGUCUCGUUCUUCACGGAACGACUUUUUGGCCCGACCAGUUCCCUUGGGUUGAUUCUAUACGAACCUAUUCGCCCAGAUGAUGCUUUUGGUCAGACGAUGGUGUGGAAUCUUGCGUCGCGGGGUAUUCAGCUCAAGACAUUGAGUAAGUAUGCCACGUUGAAGGCGCAGCGGACUCGGUUGCACGGGCACGGAUUCGGGAGCGGGCAGGCUGUUGCUGAUAUAGAGUUUCUUUGGGAGCGGUGGGUGAGUGAGGGAGAGAAGAACCGGGUUUCUCGUCUUGAGAUGUUAGAUGAGGUUGAAGAGUGGCAGCUUCUGGCAAGACAUUAUUGUAUUGCGUGGGGGUGGAGAGAUGCAGUUGAUGCGGCUUUCAACGGGUGGACCACGCUGCAGGCUCAGCCUGGUGAUGUAUGA